CUAUCACCACGCGUCUCCCUGGUUAGUUGGAGUCCCUGCAUCGUCUCAGAUGCCUACACGACCACAAUGCCUCUGGGAUUUGAGCGCCUGAACGAGCGAACGCAACGUCCCAACGCUCACGUAAACUUCAUCCGCCCACUCCCUGGUCCUACUUCAUCUACAGCCGAAGAUAUACUCAACCGCGUUGCAGCAAUAUGCUACCCGUUCAUGAAGUCGAACAUGAUCUUAGUCCAAGCCCUUGAGGAGUUCCCUUUCAAUACCGAAUUUGUGGGACGCAACUUCAACGCAGGCGAGGUCAUACAGCUGGUCUUAAGGGAUAGACAUGGACGAUGGCUACCUCAGAAAAUGGUAGAGAUGGUCAUGGUUCAUGAGCUGGCGCACUGCAAGCAGAUGAACCACUCGAAAGCAUUCUGGAAAGUUCGAGAUGCAUAUGCGGUGGACUUGCGGGCACUGUGGGCAAAGGGUUAUACUGGAGAGGGUAUGUGGGGCCGAGGCAGGAACCUGCAGUCCAGUUCGGUACAGCAGGACACUAUCGACGCAGAAGAUGUUCCAGAACAUCUUUGCGGAGGAACAUAUGGCAGGAGAGCAAGGAAGAGAAGAAGGGGAGGUAAAUCCAAGGAAACGCUAACUUAUGCCGAGAGAAAGCAAAGACGUAUCUUGAAGAAAUUCGGUGCCGGCGGACAAACUGUAGGCGCCGAUGAUAGCGUCAAAGUCAAAUUAGAAGGUGGCACUGUCAAGAAAGGCAAACCAAGGGUAGCCGGAAGCGCACGUGGUCGAGAUCUUAGGGCAGCUGCGGCGUUGGCACGAUUUGAAGCUGCUGUUAAAGAGGAUGCUGUUAUCAAAGAGGAGAGCCCAUCGGAAAGCGAUACAGAGGAUGAUUACGAAGAAAGCAUUGAAAACGCAGCUAUCGAUGUCGACGGCAAGAAAAUGAUGGAUGACAACGGUCGGUCCCUAGUCAAAAUCUGUGACGACGAAGACGACAAGGACAAUAACGCGCAGAGAGAGAUGCUCGAGAUACAGGGUCUGGACGAAGGGGAGGCGAAGACGAACGAAUCCCGAUCCACGCUAAUUCAAGAUCCGGCCAAAUCAAGUGCAUCAUCACUCAAAGAGGCAAAGCAGUCCUUCGGCACAUCUAGGGUGUCACCCAAGAUUCUAGGUGGAGGUUCUGAGAACGUCCUUCCGUCGCAGUCUAGCCCGACGACUGGUGCUCGUUGCAACACGUCUGUUUCGAAUCUCCAGUCCAAGCAGCCAUCUGCACCGACGGUGGAUUGUGCCGUCUGCUCACUUGUCAACGAACGCGGUUCAAUAACGUGUGCAGUGUGCUCUAAUGUACUCAACCCUCAUUUGAUGACCGACCACUGGAAAUGUGGCAGUCUGGCGUGCAGUGGCAGCAAGUAUAUCAACUCGGGAGAUGCUGGGCGGUGCGGAGCGUGUGGUGCCGCCAGAUAG
Messenger RNA from Periconia digitata, 1449 nucleotides. Lineage: Eukaryota; Fungi; Ascomycota; Dothideomycetes; Pleosporales; Periconiaceae. The record is from the annotation of a GenBank genome assembly.